Brassica oleracea var. oleracea is the source of this 995-nucleotide messenger RNA. RefSeq names its product probable serine/threonine-protein kinase At5g41260. Bases 201 to 995 code for a protein of 264 amino acids. The transcript is spliced from 7 exons. The record is from RefSeq and is a predicted model, not a curated record. Gene Ontology annotation, molecular function: ATP binding; protein tyrosine kinase activity. Gene Ontology annotation, biological process: brassinosteroid mediated signaling pathway; protein phosphorylation. NCBI's taxonomy places the organism in Eukaryota, Viridiplantae, Streptophyta, Magnoliopsida, Brassicales, Brassicaceae.
CGCAGUAUAAAUUAGCUCCCACAGUUUUUCGUAGAUUCCUUUUUCAUCGAGAAGCAAAAAGAAAACACAAAAACAAAACCUUUUUUAAUCUUUCUCUCAAGAAGUGACUCAGACUCAGGAAAAAAGGGUUUUUGCUUUCCGGGUUUAACGAAGUAAUCUUCCAUAUCUCUUUUGAUUCGAAGCUUUUUUCAAAACCCAAAAUGGGACCUCGUUGCUCUAAGCUAUCUCUCUGUUGGUGGCAAACACAUCACAAAUCAUCUCUCAACGACGCUUCUGAUCUAGAUAACGGAAAUGACGAUUCGGCGUCGUUUAGUGAGUUCAGCUUCGACCAACUACGAACCGCUACUUCAGGAUUCUCAACGGACAGCAUCGUGUCCGAACACGGCGUCAAAGCUCCAAAUGUCGUGUAUAAAGGCAGGCUCGAAGAUGAGCGAUGGAUCGCUGUUAAACGCUUCAACAGAUCCGCUUGGCCUGACACUCGUCAAUUCCUUGAGGAAGCAAAAGCUGUGGGGCAGUUGAGGAGCGAGAGGUUAGCGAACUUGAUUGGUUUCUGCUGUGAAGGAGAUGAGAGACUGCUCGUUGCUGAGUUUAUGCCUUUUGAAACUCUCUCUAAGCAUCUCUUCCACUGGGAUAGCCAGCCAAUGAAGUGGGCUAUGAGAGUGAGAGUGGCUUUGUAUCUUGCACAAGCACUCGAGUAUUGCAGCAGUAAAGGUCGCGCUUUGUACCAUGAUCUCAACGCUUACAGGAUCUUGUUCGACCAGGAUGGUAAUCCGAGACUAUCUUGCUUCGGUCUUAUGAAGAAUAGUAGGGAUGGGAAGAGUUACAGUACUAAUCUGGCUUUCACACCUCCUGAGCAUUGCGAAAGGAAACGAGAUUCGUCGACUAAUCCCCCUUUCGUGUGUCCUCAUCAGAAGCCCCCUGCUAUCAUACAAUCAAUAGCUGAUAAAGACUUCAAGACCUUCGUGCUCCUACAAUCCUUCAGAUUCGCAAGGUAA